UGUGAUUUUCAUUCAAAUAUUUGUAUGGUCUAUGAUAUGAAUUGAUUUUCUUCUGACCAUCUUAGCUCUUAAAUAUCUUAUCUGAGGGGAGAAGUGUGCCAGAAGACAUGGUGCUCCAGCUGAUUCUUGCCAGACUUAACUCACCAGAAGUGGAGCACUAUGGAUAUGUACUGAGCUGCCUGCCGUUCAUGUCGGAAGAGUGUCUGAAGAGUCAUGAGCAGCUUGAACUGAUCAAAAACAUCAAGCUGACUCCCGAUUUCAUCAUCAACAUCAAGUCUGCAGACAAGGACCUGGUCCAACGGCUGUCAGGUCUGAAGCAGCACCCAGAGACAGGGCAGCUGUACAACAGGGAUCAGUGGAUGCGUCAGGAAGUGUUUAACAAGAAAAAAGAGAACAAAGAUGAGGAAGGGGAGGAUGAGGAGGAGGAAAAGCAGGCAGGGAGUGAAGAACUUGAAAAGGAUUUUAUUGACAAAAUGGUGUGGACACCCGAGAAUUUGGAUAGAAAUGCUUUACAUAGAAUCAACAUGUACAAGGAUACGAUGCUCAGACCACUGGAGGACUACAUGACAGACCACAACCCCCUCUACCUGUUGGAAUUGGAUGGAGAAAACAAACCUGAAGAGCUGCACUUGUCAGUGAUGUCACGUCUUGGAUCCAUGGCAAUCAAGCAUGUCUCAAUUCCAGUACUCCUCCAUCAAGCUGAUGAUGAAGAAUUAUCGGAAGAAGUUGACACGGAGGACCUAUUGAGAAUUAUGUCCUCUACCCGGACCGUGGCCCCUGGCUUCAGAUGGAGAAGAAGUCGUUGGGGCCGAACUUGUCCUGUUGCUCUGAGUGAAGGCAAGGUCAUUCUUGGCAAGCCUGAAUUAUGUGUGGGCUUCCAGGACAAACUGUACGUCCUCUCAUCUCCGGAGGCCUACCAGAAGUUUUUCAAGAACCCCAGACGGUACUUACUUCCUCCGAUGCCAAGGCCCCCUUGCAGAGUUUCCAUUAUUGGUCCUCCACUCGCAGGGAAAAGCAUUCUAUGUAAGCUUUUAGCUCAGCACUACAAUGCAUUAGUGCUUGAUAUGGAGACUUUGGUGCAACCUGUUCUGGCUAAGGUUGAGCAAGAGAGGCUUCAUAAAAUCAAAGAGGAAACAACACAGGUCGCUGUAGAGAAAAUCAAGAUGAGGAUGGAGCAGACUUCAGUGAACGCGGAUCAUCCAGAGGUACAAGCCAUGGUCUUCACUGCGCUGGAAGAAGCCAAACAUAUGAGCACAUCUCCCUUGAGUCUGUAUGCUGAGGUUCUGGAGAAACAUGUUAAUGAGAUUGAACAGGCUGACGCUGGUACAGAUGUCAGAACUGGCUGGGUGCUUGACAACUUUCCCAAGAGUGUGUCUCAAAUGAAAGCCUUAAAGCAAGCUGGAAUACUGCCAGACAUCCUCUUCUGUCUCAGAGACAGUGAUGGCAAUCAGGUUUUUAAGCGAUUGUAUGAGGCGAACAAGGAAAGCGUGGACGAAGCAAUCAGGAAGAGAUUGCAGGAAGAACAAUCUGAGAAGGAGAAACCGGCCUUAACCAAUAAACAGCCAGAAGAGGAAGGGGCUGUGCCUGCAGAGCUGCAAACAAAUCUAGAGACAGUUGCCGAAGAAACUGAAGAACAUCCUGAACAACCUGACAUCACCAGCCCUGCGAAUACUGAAAUAGUCAAAAAGGAAGCUGUGGUACUACCUGAUCAUUGGGAAUCAGGUUAUCCAGAUGGCCCUGAGAUGAAUGACUACAAAAUGCAAUUCAAACUGUUUUUGUCCGAAUGGGACCAAAUGCAGUCCACUUCAACUGUCACCCAGUCAAUAUUGGAGAUAGGCAGCAAAAGCCCUCAGGACCUGCUUCAAGAAAUGGUCUUUCAAAUGGAGAAACCCUUUCAGUAUGUGUCCUCGGAACUGUCAGCAAUGGACCUGGAAAAGGAGGCAGAAGAUAUGGAGGCCUUAGCUGAACUGGAGAGAGACGAGGAAGGAAGCAGUAACAAUGACGCAUUAGAGGAUGAGGAUGAACAGGCGGACACAACAAUAAAGAGAUUAUUAGGUGAUUCCCUUCAUUUCUGCCCAGUGGCCUUGAAAAACUCCAACAUGCUGUUGCCAUGUACGGAUGAAAUUGCAGCCAAGUACCGUGAGAAGACCUUCUACUUCUCAAGCCAAGAAGCCAGGGACUACUUUCUUCAAAACCCUUCAUAUUUUGUUCAACAGACGUCGCCUCUUAAGCCACCUGCCCUGCGGAUCUUUUUGCUUGGCACGAGAGGUUCUGGCAAGACCAGUAAUGGUGAGUGGCUCGCCCAGCAGCUUGGCAUUUUCCAUAUUCAGUUCAGGGAGCAUCUCCAAAUGCUCAUUAAGGCCAAGACAAAGAAGCAUGUACUUUAUGCGGAUGAGAGUGAGUCUUCAGAAGAGUCUGAGGACUUGGAAGCACUCAUAGAGGAAGCCAGAGGGGAGCAGGAGAAGAAGACAGAGGAGACCUCCAUCAACGAGAAUGACAUCGAGCAGGAAAUGGUCCUGACUGAGGAGGAAAAAGCCAUCAAAGCCUAUCUCUCUGAAGGAGAUCCAUUACCUUUACAAAUCUUGGACACAGUUAUUGCUCCGUACUGGAAACAGGAACCAUACAAGUCUACAGGUUUUAUUUUGGAAGGCUUCCCUUAUGAUUCUGAUGAGGUGCAGUACAUGUCACAGCGCCGGCUUUUCCCUGACCUUGUGAUAAUAAUGUCAGUGGAUGUCACGGAUGUUCAGAAUCGCCUGUUGCCGACAUACCUGGAGAGCUGGCGUGAGCGCCGCGACCGCCGUGAAUCACAGCUGAAUCUCCUUCGCGAUUUACGUAAAAAGAACCGGGAGGAAAACAUUGCCAAAAGAAGGGCUGAACUCACAAAGGCAGCCAAAACAAAAUCCACAUAUCUUGAGGAUGACGAAGACAAUGAAGAGGAUGAAGCUACAGGCAAUAUAGAAGAUGAGAUAGAGGCCACGCUAGAAGAACAGUUUCCUUUAGAAGAAGAUAACGAAGACAUGGAGAAUGAGGAGACUAAAGAGGCAGCAUCUGAGAGACUGGAGAUGGAGAUAGCAGAGCGCUAUGUGACAGAUGAAAAUGGCCUCACUACUGUAAUGGAUCUCUUAAGUGACCUAAACAUUCCCAAAGUGUCGAUUAGUGCAUCUCGCAAGCUCCGGAUUGUGCGGGAACAACUGCUCCAGAAAAUCCAGCCGCUGCUGACAAACAGGGAGUCACUCUUCCAAAGAUGUCAACCCAUCUCAUACAGCCUUGCACAUAAGUUGUUGCUCUCCUCAUAUAAGCUCCACAGUGCCUUUGGCUGCUGGGAUCCCAUAAAGCAAUACAGAGAGAGAGAUUUGAUCCAGCCUCUGCAGUGGCCCCUCAAUGCUACAUAUCCCCUGAUCUUCCAUCAGUAUAUCUACUUCUUUGCAUCUAAGGAGAAUCGCAACAUAUUUAUGCUGGACCCCUUGAAAUACUUAAGGCAGGCAAAACCCAAUCCAUCCCUUCCUGUUAAAAUGGCUGUUGUUGGCCCACCGAAAUCUGGGAAAACCACAGUGGCAAAGAUGUUUGCUCAAAAAUAUGGCUUGGCCUGCCUGUCAAUUGGUGGUGUUAUGCGUAUGGUGCUUCACAAGCAUGAGCACACUGAUUUGGCUGUCCAGAUGAAAAGGCAUCUCUCCCAGGGACUAACUGUGCCUGAUGAACUGGCCAUUCAGUGUCUGGAAGUGGCGCUCAUGAGCUCCGCCUGCAGCACUCUUGGGUAUGUGUUGGAUGGGUUCCCGAAGACACUUAAGCAGACAGAGCUGAUGGGGUCUCGCAGCAUCAUCCCUAUGAUAGUGGUUGAGCUGGAGCUGGACACAGUGGAAGUGCUGAAGAGAGGUCUACUGGACAAAAUGAAGCCUAACAAGCCUCACAUGAUGCAUGACAGCUCAGAGAUCCUUCACAUUAAUAACUCCUGUUACAAGCAGGAGAUGGAGCAUGUUAGGCAACACUUCCAACAACAAUAUCAGAACUGGGUACUGCUCAAUGGCUCGAAGAGCAAAUGGUGGAUCUGGCACAGCAUUGUAAAGGAGGUCAGCUUCAGCAUGAAAUAUAUCCAUAGCUACCUAGAGAGAACGUGCAGUGGGAAGGCAGCCUGCAUCAACAGACUGUGCAUCACACCCAGGGAGCUGCAGUUCCGGCUUGGUGAGUUUGGUCAGUACUGCCCUGUUUGCCUGGCUCUAUAUCAUCACCUGGUGGACCACUCAGACAUCGCAGCCUUAACUCACGCAGCUGAGUACAGGGGAAAGUAUUACAAGAUGUGUGGCGAAGACCAUUUGGAGCAAUUCCUUACAACUCCGGAUCAGUUUAUGUUCCCGCAUUGCCCACAUACUCUCCCACAAUCCCACCUGCUGCCACGAAAGCUCACUGAGAGCCAGGUGAAGAACAGGUUCCCACAGCAGGUUGAGAUGAAGGGCUUCUGCUCGGUAACCUAUGUGGAUGGAAAGCAAAGGUAUGAAACUCUUGUUCGAGGAAAGAUGGAAUUUGCUGUUGAAUACAGAGAACAAAUCUACGUUUUUGAGACAGAGCAGAAACAGGACACGUUUUUGAGGACUCCUGAAACGUACUGGAACCAGAAGCUGCCCAGUAAAGUUCCUCCUCUUUGGGAACCUGUACCCCUCACCUCCCUUCCAACUUUGGGCUACCUGGAACAGGGUGUGGCAGUAUCAGUAAUCAAGGCCUUGACAGCUGUUGGGUGUCUUAAACCAAAGUAUCCCUUCCUCAGUAUACAAAGAUCAUCACUCCUCUAUGUGGCCUUCUAUCUGAAAGCUUUUAAUCACAAGAGCACAGACUACACCCGCCAGAAGUACAAAAAGAAGCUGGCCUUGUUUGAAGAAAACUGUGCUCUCAUUCCCUACCUGAGCUCAACAAUGAGAGGGAACUACAGGCCUCCAAGUGAACGUCCCCUUGACUUUGAGUUCAAAUUGAAUAGGUUCCUUGCCUUGGGAGACUUGCCGGGUGCCAACAGUGUGCUGUAGCUGUCCCUGCUUUGAAAGCUUGACUAUUGCCUGCUAUUUCAUAUUGUGGUGGAAUUGUAUAACAACAACGUCAUUUGAAAACCAACUGCUAUAGAAGUUUAUUUUAUCAAGAGAUAGAAUAAAAUAGUCUUCACUGUCAUGGUUAACAAAUAGGCCCAUGUUUGGCUCAUAAACAUUGCUUGUAUGUUGCUUGUAUACUAUAAUAGACCUUGUGUAGUACCUUUCUUGCAGCACAUUUUAAAUAACAAAACAAUUAAACAAACAAAAGGAUCUCGAGGAAAGGAGAUCAAGAUUAGAUAUUGAUUUUACAACAAUCUUUAAAAUGUGAAUAAAAUGAAAGACACUCUUAAUAAAAUGUUAAGAUACUUAA
Eleginops maclovinus (Patagonian blennie) is the source of this 5382-nucleotide messenger RNA. RefSeq names its product adenylate kinase 9 (gene ak9). Gene Ontology annotation, cellular component: cytoplasm; mitochondrion. Gene Ontology annotation, biological process: nucleobase-containing compound metabolic process. The record is from RefSeq and is a predicted model, not a curated record. Lineage: Eukaryota; Metazoa; Chordata; Actinopteri; Perciformes; Eleginopidae. Gene Ontology annotation, molecular function: nucleoside diphosphate kinase activity; ATP binding. The transcript has 32 exons. The coding region runs from base 108 to 5012 and encodes 1634 amino acids.